Auanema sp. JU1783 is the source of this 1467-nucleotide messenger RNA. Lineage: Eukaryota; Metazoa; Nematoda; Chromadorea; Rhabditida; Rhabditidae. The record is from the annotation of a GenBank genome assembly.
AUGGGAGAUGACGACAGAACUAUUCCCAAAUUAGAAAAGGUUGCAGAGCAAAAUAAACAAAGAGCACAAGAAGAAAGAAUUGAAUCAACGCAAGAAAGUGAAGAUGCUCCUACAGCGCAGAGUUUGGAUGGGUGGCUUGCUCUAGUAGACGGAGAGAAAGCCAGAGAUGUCUGGUUUCAAAGCAUGAUCCCCUUUCUGAUGGCUGGCUUUGGCUCCAUUGGGGCUGGCUUGGUUGUCCAUUAUGCUCAGAAUACAAAAUUGGUUCGAGCUAUACCUCAAUUUCUCUCCAUUGCUCCGCCUAUACAGGGGAUGAAAGGAAACCUGGAUUUAACACUUACGUCACGAUUAACUACCAUGGCACAUAAAGGAUCACUCAAAUCCGAGAACAUUGUGCACAUUUUCCUGAAGAACAUAUCUCUAGUUCAAGCACAAUCAAUCGUUCUCUCCAUCUUUAUGGGUUUCUUCUGUUUCCUCCUCGAUCUCAUCAAACGAAUUCCUUACGGAUGUCCAGCUCCUGUAUCAGAGUUUCUGCUCUUAUCAGCGGUCACGAUAGCAACCAUGAUGUUCUCAGGAUUACUAAUGUCUUGCACUAUAAUCAUGAUGAUAAUGUAUUCAACAAAAAAGAAAAUCAACCCUGACAAUAUCGCAACUCCACUGUCCGCAUCCUUCGGUGAUCUCCUAACUAUCACUACUCUGGUUUCACUUGGAGCCAUGUUGUUCUCCCUAGGAAAAUUUCAAACCUUUCAUUCGUUUGCUGUUAUCAUCGGCUCUAUCUUGUUGAUGCCUUUCUUGAUGUACAUCGCCACUCAAGAUGAAAGUAGCUUGAGAGCAGUUAAAACUCAAUGGCCAACACUUGUUCUCGCUUGCAUAUUUUCGAGUGGAGCAGGUUUUGUGCAAGAGUAUUCCUUUCGAAGAUUUCCCGAGUUCACAGUUUACUUUCCUCUCAUAGCCGGGAUAUGUGGAAAUCGAGCAGCUCUACAUGCUUCACGAAUCUCAUCAUUCUUGAUGGUUAAAUCUUACAAUCCCAUCAAAUUCCGUGUUCGUCUCAACCCUAUCAAGUAUUAUCUUCACAAAGAUAAUGAAUCGCAAGCUGCUCGUCUCCUGCUAUUCACAUGUAUUCCUUUCCAACUUGUCUUCUUGUUAACAUCACAUGGCUUGGCCGAAGUAGUGGGCACCCCCCUAACCUUGAAAUGGCCUUUUUUGAUUGGAUAUAUUCUGAUCGUUUUCAUACAGGUUGGCGUUUUGCUGUACAUUUGUCAAUUGGUUGUCACAUUCCUGUGGUCUUCUGGAAUUGAUCCCGACUUGCAUUCCAUACCGAUAGUAACUUCAAUCGGAGAUCUGUUGGCGACCUUUCUUCUUGCUAGUCUCUACUGGUUCUUUGCUCAUACAACAAUCGAUGUUGUCCAUGUGGAGCAAUCAUUUGGGAAAGCGAAUGUAACGUGUGAAGGAGGUUAUUAUGAAAACUAA